AUGGUAAUGCUCUCUUCGAGUGCAGAGUGGCAUCAGGAUGCCGAGGAGCAGGACGAGCAGCCGGAUCCUGAGCAGGUUUACCCGCAGCAAGCGCAACGCCCGAUGCCUCAACGCAUCCUCCGGAAGGGCGAAUGGGAGGAAGUGUGGCCUGAAUAUUGGGGCAUGCGCAUGCAUCAGAUACGUGAGCUCCUCAACUCCUGCAAGGAGGAUGUGCACUGGCACCAAAAUCAUUCAGUGCGCGACAUGGUUAACUACCAUAUACUUCCCCGAACUGCGGGUGAAGGAGUUGGAUAUGCUGUGAAAAUCAACCGGCAUGCGCCCCUGGAAGUGGACGUGCUCAUUUCACAUUCCUGGAACGAGAAUGCAGAGGAGUUUGUGGAUACACUUGAGCGGACAGUCCGUGCAGACGAAGUGCUUUUUGUUUGUGCGUUCUCCAUCUACCAAAAUGAGGAUCACGCAGGACCUAGCAUCGCUCAGCAGAUCGGUUCCUCCACGCAGCACAGCCCCUUUGGACGCGUCCUCACGCACAUCAAGGAGCGUGGAACCUGCGCAGGCUUCUGGUGGUGGCCACGCCGCACAUUUUUCAUGCUUCCAGGUCUGCUUCUGCUGCUGGCACUGGAGCUUUUCAUGAUAUCUCAGCUUUUUUGUGGGGGAGUAGCUGGCCUGGAGAAACUUUACGUUCUGAACGUGUCAGAAGACAAGUACUGCAGCAAUUGGCGAGAGGGGAGAGGCACAUGCCUUGCGAGCCGCUGGGAAGCCGCCAACUUGGAUGGCUACUGUUCGCUUACCUUUCCAGCUGUUUGGGGCAUGGUUUUCAUGGCCAUCAUGUUGGAACUGGUCCUCCGCUUUGUGUCUCCUUGGGUGUACAGUGGCCGCAUGGUGGCAGUGCCAAACUACCAGGACAACUUGUACCAACGGCUGUGGUGUGUCUAUGAGAUCUUCAUGGCCUCUCAGCUGAAGGUCUAUGUGUCGCUGGCCCACACGCUAGCCCCGGCUGGCAAAGUUCAUGCCCGGAAUGCUGGCUGCUCUAAUGCGGAUGACGAGGCCCGGAUACGCAAGGAGAUUGAGUCCUUUGGAGCCAGGGUCAGCAGGUCAAAGUCACACCUUUUUGAGCGCUCGCUGGACCCCAAGCAGAAGGCUGCCGAGGAAGGCUACCGACGUGUGGAUGCUUCCAUUACCUGGACCACCACGCGUGCCAAGCGGGAGUGGCUCCUGGUCAUGCUGCGUAUAAUGCUCCUGGGAACCGCUCUGCAGGGAAGCGUCACAGUACUCUCUCUCUCACUGGGUCUCAAAAAGAGAUACUUUGCCUUGGGCUACAUUCUCGCUUUUUUCCUGUACAUGCUGCUCAUGUGGUCUGUUCUGCGGCGAACGGGUUGCAUUGAGCGCAAACACCUUCUUCUUCUCGGGCUGGUGCCAUUCGUGGUGGGCAUAGCAAUGGUUGUGAUGGCUGACAUUGUGGCUCCUGAGUUUGACGACCACAAAAUGGAUGUUGUUGCAGCGAUGGGAUUCAUUUUCGUCAUGUUUGGUGUAUCAAGCUUGUUUCUGCCGCUUACGAGGAUUCGGAAAUUCCGCAAAAACUGGCGACCUGCAUUCCUUCUCAUGGUUGGUUCGCUGACAUGGUUUGGGUUCUAUGUUGCCUAUGCCAUCUACUUCCGAAGAGCCUCCUGGAGCUUCCAAACACUGGAUUUUGAUUUUCCGUAUGCCUCAGUCAUGCAGACUGCAACUUUGAACUGCGGUCCGCCUCUGCUUGCAUGCUACAUUUGGUCAUUCCUGCUGGCUUGGGGAGUGCGGAUGCAGAUUGUACACAAAGAUCCUAGCGUUACUGAGCACAUGAUGCAGGGCGUGGUCAACUUUCGGGCAAAUUCCCUCCAGGCAUUGGAGGGUGGCCUGCAUUCCAUGCACGCCAUAAACUGCGGUGCCUUGUUUCAAGCAUUUGAAAGGUUUCUGCUUCUGCAAACACUGCACAAACACCACUACGUCAUGACAGUGCUGUUGUUCCAGCUGGUACAAUGCUAA
Messenger RNA from Symbiodinium pilosum, 2016 nucleotides. Lineage: Eukaryota; Dinophyceae; Suessiales; Symbiodiniaceae. The record is from the annotation of a GenBank genome assembly.